Molecule: messenger RNA, 2392 nt
Organism: Gadus macrocephalus (Pacific cod)
Lineage: Eukaryota; Metazoa; Chordata; Actinopteri; Gadiformes; Gadidae
Gene: eif2b5
Product: eukaryotic translation initiation factor 2B, subunit 5 epsilon
Exons: 16
Coding region: 59-2182 (707 amino acids)
Biological process (GO): biosynthetic process
Cellular component (GO): eukaryotic translation initiation factor 2B complex
Molecular function (GO): translation initiation factor binding; guanyl-nucleotide exchange factor activity; translation initiation factor activity
Source: RefSeq, a predicted model, not a curated record
UGUCCAGACAGAGCCACCGUCUAUCUAUCUGACGAAACAUUGGAAGUAGUUGUCAGAGAUGUCAGGUAAAGGAGGAAAACAAAGUCGCUCAGGAGGCGGCAGAAAGGGUGCCGAUGACCAGGAGGAAGAGGAACAGCCGUUGCAGGCUGUUCUUAUUGCUGACAGCUUCAACCGGAGGUUUUUUCCGAUCACCAAAGACCAGCCAAGGGCAUUACUCCCACUAGGAAAUGUGGCUAUGAUCGACUAUACACUGGAGUUCCUGACUUCCACUGGGGUGCAGGAAACAUUUGUCUUCUGUUGCUGGAUGUCCCAUAAAAUCAAGGAGCACCUGCUUAAGUCGAAGUGGUGUCGUCCUACCUCCCCGAACACAGUCCACAUCAUCACCUCUGACCUCUACCGCUCGCUAGGCGAUGUGCUCAGGGACGUGGAUGCCAAGAAUCUGGUGCGCUACGACUUUGUGCUGGUGUAUGGAGAUGUGGUGUCGAACAUUGACGUCACUCAGGCCCUGCAGGAGCACAAGCACCGCAGAAAGGUGGAGAAGAAUAUCUCGGUGAUGACCAUGGUCUUCAAAGAGUCGUCGCCGGGUCACAAGUCCCGCUGCGAGGAGGACGACAUCAUCGUCGCCAUGGACACCAAGAGCCAACGAGUCCUGCACUACCAAAAGACACAGGGACUGAAGAAGCUUCAGUUCCCCAUGAAUAUUUUCCACAACGGAAGCGAGGACUUUGAGAUCCGACACGACCUGCUGGACUGUCACAUCAGCAUCUGUUCCCCACAGGUGGCUGAGCUCUUCACUGACAAUUUCGACUACCAGACCAGGAACGACUUUGUCCGAGGGAUGCUGGUCAACGAAGAGAUCCUGGGCAACCAGAUCCACAUGCACGUCACCAAGGACGGCUACGGCGCUCGGGUCUCCAACCUGCUCAUGUACGACUCGGUGUCCUCGGACCUGAUCCGCCGCUGGGUCUACCCGCUCACGCCGGAGGCCAACUUCACGGACCGCGAGGGCCCGCCGUGCACACACUCGCGCCACAACGUGUACCGGGGCCCCGGCGUGAGCCUGGGCCACGGGAGCCAGAUGGUGGAGAACGUCCUGAUCGGCUGCGGCACCAGCAUCGGGGCCAACUGUCACAUUUCAAACAGCGUCAUCGGGAGUAACUGCAGCAUAGGGGACAACGUCACCCUGGACUGUGCCUACGUUUGGAACCACGUCACCAUCUCCAAGAACGUGACCAUCAGCCAGUCAGUGGUCUGUGACCGGGUGGAGAUCAGGGAAGGGGUCCGGCUAAACAAACAGUGUGUCCUGGCCUACAACGUCUUGAUCGGACCGAACGUCUCCCUACCGGACGGCACGGUGGUCUCCAUGCACCACCCAGACGAGGAAGAGGAGGAAGACGACGAUGAGUUCCUCAGCGACGGCGACGCAGACGCCAGCCAGAGUAAAGAGAAGAACAAGCAGAAGGGGUUCAACCCAGCGGAGGUGGGCGUGGAGGGGAAGGGGUUCGUGUGGAAGACCAGCAGUCUGGACGACACAGAGGACGAGGAGCUGUCCCAGUGCCUCUGGGGUUUGGUCUUGAACCCUGACCCUGAGAGUGACAGCGAGGCCAGCGAACCCGACGAUCCCGACGACCCUGUCAUCCCCUCCCCCGAGAUGGACGAUGUCAAAGUGUUUGAGUUGGAGGUACUGGGCACUCUCCAGCGAGGCCUGGAGGAGAACAUCGGCUGUGACAACCUGGUGGUGGAGGUCAACUCCCUGAAGUACGCCUAUAACAUCACCCUGAGGGAGGUGAUGCAGAUGCUGACCAGGGUGGUGCUCGAGUUCCCCUUUCAGCAGCAGCAGGGGGUACAGCUCUCCGCGGCCCAGUAUGCUACCGUCCUUCUGCCCCUGAUCGAGAGGUGGGCGCCGCUCUUUAAGAACUAUGUGAAGAAGGCCCAGGACCACCUGGACUGUCUGUCAGCCUUUGAGGAACACUUCCUGGAGCAGGAGAAACACUGGCCGGCCAUGAUCAAGGUUUUGAUGAGCAUGUACCAGCUGGAGAUCCUGGAGGAGGAGCUCAUCAUGCGCUGGUUCUCCCAGGGAGCCACCACGGACAAGGGCCGGCAGCUGCGCAAGAACCAGGGGCUGCAGAAGUUCAUCAAGUGGCUGGAGGAGGCUGAGGACGAGUCAUCAGAAGACGAAUGACGCUGAUGAAGAAACCGUCGAUCUGAAAGACUGUUUAUGGGCAUUCAGAUGGGAGGGGGGAGCUCCUCUGGUGUGGAGGUCUUCCUGGCCAUCGCUGAACUCUUCCCUGAUCCAGAGAAGAUGCAAUAUAUCACACAGUGUCAUGACAGGGCACACGCGUGUGCUCCGGGAAUGGCUUUAUCCAAAUAAAUAGGAGACCACCAUGGGAAA